Molecule: messenger RNA, 1182 nt
Organism: Otolemur garnettii (small-eared galago)
Lineage: Eukaryota; Metazoa; Chordata; Mammalia; Primates; Galagidae
Gene: DNAJC12
Product: DnaJ heat shock protein family (Hsp40) member C12
Exons: 5
Coding region: 204-800 (198 amino acids)
Cellular component (GO): cytoplasm
Source: RefSeq, a predicted model, not a curated record
GUAAACAACCAAUGAGAGGCAGCGCUGACAAAGAUCUGGGAUGACAUCUGGCGUAUUGACUGUGUGACCAGUCUGAAAGCUGGUUUUUGCUGUUCGGAUCGUGCUUCUGUAGCUCAGAUUUAAAGAGGUUUUUCUCCCUGUUAAUUCGAAGCUCAUCCUGCCUCUUUGUUUCCAAGGAGGGAAAAGCUGGUUUAGUAACCCAAAUGGAUGCAAUACUGAAUUACAGGUCGGAGGACACUGAAGAUUACUACAAGUUACUGGGAUGUGAUGAACUAUCUUCGGUUGAACAAAUCCUGGCAGAAUUUAAGGUCAGAGCUCUGGAAUGUCACCCUGACAAGCAUCCUGAAAACUCCAAAGCUGUGGAGACUUUUCAGACACUACAGAAGGCUAAGGAUAUUCUGACCAAUGAAGAGCGUCGAGCCCGCUAUGACCACUGGCGAAGGAGCCAGAUGUCGAUACCAUUCCUGCAGUGGGAAGCUUUGAGUGACUCGGUGAAAACGUCAAUGCACUGGGCUGUCAAAGGUAAAAAAGACCUGAUGCUGGAGGAACCUGACCAGACCCCGACUAACAAGACUGAAAUUGAGGAACAGAAUAAACAAAGUGAAAUAAAGAAAGAGGAGUUGACUUCAACCACAGAGAAAAUGGAACAAAAAGAAUCUGAGCCCCUGGAGAAGUCAGUCUCCCCCCCAAAUCCAGAUUCUUCAAGUUUUUCAGAUGUGAACUGUUGGCACCUUCGUUUCCGCUGGUCUGGAGAUGCUCCCUCUGAACUCCUGAGGAAGUUUAGAAACUAUGAAAUAUGAAAUGUCCCUGCUCCAUAAAGAAAGGAGAUCAAGACUGUCCCUUGUGCUGCCAAUAUACAGUCUUUGUUCUUACACGCUUAUGUGUCAUGUUUGUGAAUUGCUGAGUAUCUAUUGAUUCUUCUGUGCUUGAACCUGUUCCUGUUUUUUAAAAUGAGAAAAUAUUCAGAAGACUAGUUUCUUUCAAUAUUUAACUAUGUUUAGUCCAUAGAUCCAGAGUAGAUUGUAUUACAUUUUUCCUUUUAUAAAAAAUCCAUUUAAAAAUUGAUGUCUGUACAGUGUAUUUAAAUAUUUCAUCGAUCUGUGAUCUCUAUUAAUGCUGGAUAUAGACAAAAAAUGUUUUCUGACUCUUGACUUAAAAUGAAAUGUGAAAUUACUGUGUAAA